AUGUCGACCGGCGCGCUCGGGGGUUUAGGGCGACUCGGCGGCGCGACGCGGAGUAGGCAUGGUGGCGCGCGACGAGGGCGCGUGCGAGGGAGCGUGCGCGAUUUUCGAGCGAGGGCGAUCAAGGAUCCGAUCGAGGGGGCUUUGGAGGUGAGCACGAGCGCUCUUGAUGGAGGGUUGGAGUCUCGCGUCGCGGCGUCUCGCGUGGGUGCGGAGGGGACGUCGGUGAGGAAACGGUCCGUGACUCGCGUUUCCGCGAUCGAUUUCCCGAUGAAAUCAAUUGAGAGUAAGCGAACGUUGAACGUGGGCAACGACUUGUCCUGGACGCGAUGGAAGCAAAGCGAAGGAGCGGGGGAUCCAGGGGUGCAGCACGACUUUAAGAGAGUCAUCUUCAUCACGCCAGACAAUGGUUUCAUCAUGGGUCCGCAAAAGACGGUGUAUCAUCUCGAGGGAUGCCCGUGCCCGUCUUGCAACGUGUUUAGGUAUCGUGUUCGCAACGGUGUCGACGCGAAGGGCCAUCCGAUCACGCCGGUGAUGAUAAGCGCGAGCGAGUUUCACACGCUGAAAGAAAUCGGCACUGUGAAGGACAUGACGAAAGUGGAACAGCGUCGUCGUGAGCGAAUCGGGAGCGCGAACGCGGGGAAGACACCCUGGAACAAAGGUCGUAAACAUCGUAAGGAGACAAUCGAAAAGAUUCGCGCCACGACGCUCAAACAUAUGAAGGAUCCGGAGUACAGAGAGCGUCUGAAGCAGUCGUACACGGGCUCGAACGCCAGACACUCCGAAUUCACGCGGGCAAAGAUCAAGAGAGCUUCGAUGGACCGCGCGAGGUCGAAAAAGAUAGCUGAGUUGACGGUUGAGUCAGCUAACGUGUGGGGGCGUAAGAGAGGUAAUAACGGGACGACGAGUGCGGGAAUAUUCAUGCGUAGAAGUUCUGCGGUCAUGACGGUGAGUUUCGGUGUGAAUGGAAGUGCCGACAUAGCGCGCAUGAAACGGUGCAUUAAAGACGAAGAGAAGGAGCGCCAAAAGAAUCAGCGAGUGCUGAAGAAGCAAAUAAUAUCUUCUGCCUCAAUAAAGCUCAGGGAGAUGCGCAAGACCAAGGUGAAGAAGCCGGCCAAGCGCAGCGCGGAGCACCGCCAGAAAAUCGCUCGAGCCAUCGCGGACAAGUGGCGCGACCCGGAGUACGCGGCCAAGAUGCGCAACGUCAAUCGCAAACCUCCGGUUAAGAAGUCAAAGACGAUCACCAAAGUGGAUCCGGCGAAGAAGAAGCUUCUCAUCGAGAUCAAGGCGAUGUACUUCAAGGCUGACGCGGCGGUGAACGCGCUUCGCGCGCGCGUCGCCGCGGGCCAACCCGUCGAUCCCGACGUCCUCGCCAGGGCCACGAAGACGCGCAAGCAGUCGCGCUCCAUGUACGACGCGGUCAAGCGAUCAAUCGAAGAGGAGUCCACAUCGGUUCCGAGUCCAAAGCCGAGAUAA
This is a messenger RNA of Ostreococcus tauri, 1473 nucleotides long. RefSeq names its product unnamed product. Gene Ontology annotation, molecular function: DNA binding. The record is from RefSeq and is a predicted model, not a curated record. NCBI's taxonomy places the organism in Eukaryota, Viridiplantae, Chlorophyta, Mamiellophyceae, Mamiellales, Bathycoccaceae. The transcript has a single exon. Bases 1 to 1473 code for a protein of 490 amino acids.